AUGGCAGGGACUGUGGUGCUGGACGAUGUGGAGCUGCGAGAGGCUCAGAGAGAUUACCUGGACUUCUUGGAUGACGAGGAGGACCAGGGAAUUUAUCAGAGCAAAGUUCGAGAGCUGAUCAGUGACAACCAAUACCGGCUGAUUGUCAAUGUGAAUGAUCUGCGCAGGAAAAAUGAAAAGAGGGCUAACCGUCUACUGAGCAAUGCCUUUGAGGAGCUGGUUGCCUUCCAGCGGGCCUUAAAGGAUUUUGUGGCCUCUAUUGAUGCUACUUAUGCCAAGCAGUAUGAGGAGUUCUACAUAGGAUUGGAGGGCAGCUUUGGCUCCAAGCACGUCUCCCCCCGGACUCUUACCUCCUGCUUCCUCAGUUGUGUAGUCUGUGUGGAGGGCAUUGUCACUAAAUGCUCUCUAGUUCGUCCCAAAGUCGUCCGCAGUGUCCACUACUGUCCUGCCACCAAGAAGACCAUAGAGCGACGUUAUUCUGAUCUUACCACAAUGGUGGCCUUUCCAUCCAGCUCUGUUUAUCCCACCAAGGAUGAGGAGAACAAUCCCCUUGAGACAGAAUAUGGCCUUUCUGUCUAUAAGGACCACCAGACCAUCACCAUCCAGGAGAUGCCAGAGAAGGCCCCAGCUGGCCAGCUUCCCCGCUCCGUGGAUGUCAUUCUAGAUGAUGACUUGGUGGAUAAAGUGAAGCCUGGUGACCGAGUCCAGGUGGUGGGGACCUACCGUUGCCUUCCUGGGAAGAAGGGAGGCUAUACCUCAGGGACCUUCAGGACUGUCCUGAUUGCCUGUAAUGUGAAGCAAAUGAGCAAGGACAUUCAGCCUUCAUUCUCUGCUGAGGAUAUAGCCAAGAUCAAGAAAUUCAGUAAAACCCGUUCUAAGGAUAUCUUUGACCAACUGGCUAGAUCAUUGGCUCCUAGUAUCCAUGGGCAUGACUAUGUCAAGAAGGCAAUCCUCUGCUUGCUCUUAGGAGGGGUGGAACGUGACCUAGAAAAUGGCAGCCAUAUCCGUGGGGACAUCAAUAUUCUUCUAAUAGGAGACCCAUCGGUUGCCAAGUCUCAGCUUCUGCGGUAUGUGCUUUGUACUGCACCCCGGGCCAUCCCCACCACUGGCCGGGGCUCCUCUGGAGUGGGUCUGACGGCUGCUGUCACCACAGACCAGGAAACAGGGGAGCGCCGUCUGGAAGCAGGAGCCAUGGUCCUGGCUGACCGAGGUGUGGUUUGCAUCGAUGAAUUUGACAAGAUGUCUGACAUGGACCGCACUGCCAUUCACGAAGUGAUGGAGCAGGGUCGAGUGACCAUUGCCAAGGCUGGCAUCCAUGCUCAGCUGAAUGCCCGCUGCAGUGUUUUGGCAGCUGCCAACCCCGUCUAUGGCAGAUAUGAUCAGUACAAGACCCCAAUGGAGAACAUUGGGCUACAGGACUCACUGCUGUCACGAUUUGACUUACUCUUCAUCAUGCUGGAUCAGAUGGAUCCUGAGCAGGAUCGGGAGAUCUCAGACCAUGUCCUUAGGAUGCACCGUUACAGAGCACCUGGGGAGCAGGAUGGCGAUGCUAUGCCCUUGGGUAGUGCUGUGGACAUUCUGGCCACAGAUGAUCCCAACUUUAACCAAGAGGACCAGCAGGACACCCAGAUUUAUGAGAAGCAUGACAACCUUCUGCAUGGGACCAAGAAGAAAAAGGAGAAGAUGGUGAGUGCAGCGUUCAUGAAGAAGUACAUCCAUGUGGCCAAAAUCAUCAAGCCUGUCCUGACACAGGAGUCGGCUGCCUACAUUGCAGAAGAGUACUCACGCCUGCGCAGCCAGGAUAGCAUGAGUUCGGAUACUGCCAGGACAUCUCCAGUUACAGCCCGAACACUAGAAACUCUGAUUCGAUUGGCCACGGCCCAUGCAAAGGCCCGUAUGAGCAAGACUGUGGACCUGCAGGAUGCAGAGGUAGCUGUGGAGUUGGUCCAAUACGCUUACUUCAAGAAGGUUCUGGAGAAGGAGAAGAAACGUAAAAAGCAAAGUGAGGAUGAAUCAGAGACAGAAGAUGAAGAGGAGAAAAGCCAGGAGGACCGUGAGCAGAAGAGGAAGAGGAGAAAGACUCGCCAAUCAGAUGCCAAGGACGGGGACUCAUAUGACCCCUAUGACUUCAGUGACACAGAGGAGGAAAUGCCUCAAGUGCACACACCGAAGACAGCAGACUCGCAGGAGACAAAAGAAUCCCAGAAGGUGGAGCUGAGUGAAUCCAGGUUGAAGACAUUCAAAGUUGCCCUUCUGGACGUGUUCCGGGAAGCUCAUGCGCAGUCGGUGGGCAUGAAUCACCUCAAAGAAUCCAUCAACCGGGACAAAGAAGAGCCCUUCUCUUUGUCAGAGAUCGAGGCUGCGCUGAGCAAGAUGCAGGAUGACAACCAGGUCAUGCUAUCUGAGGGCAUUGUCUUCCUUAUCUGAGGAGACCUCGUCUCUGAACUUGGGGUUGUGAUGAGAGAGUGUCUCCCGUGUUUCCUAUUCUCCUCCCUCAUUCUAGUCUGUCUUCAUUCCCCGAAUAACAGAGUUUAAUUGAAUGACAUUGAGGGACACUGUUGACGAACCUGAAUCAGUCCUCAGUGGAAGCUUUGGGAAUGGGUAGUGAAAGCUGCCAUGGAGUAAUGUAAGAGAAGAGAGUGGGGAAGGACUUAAGACUAUUGUAUUUUCCCAGCAAAAGUACUGGAGCACACGCCCUCCUUCCUAUCCCCAGGCAAACCCAACCAUUAUUUUCUGUAAAUAAUAUUUGACUUCUGAGUACUUUUCUGGGCACAGCUGGUUUCUGGUUUUCCUUUCUGUGUGUGUUGGCUGUUUUCUCCAGAGGACUUUGGGUGGUUCUGUGCUGAUGGAGAGAAGCUCUGAGGCAAGUCCUGCAGGUCCAAGAAAGCUUUCUCUGCAGUAGCAACAGUUACAACUAAUAUGUACUUUUAAAUAUCUAGGAUACUGAAUAAACCUAACCAUUUUGCACAUAUGGCUUUAAUACUGUGCGCUGUUUAUACACACAUUUAAUUUCGUUUUCCUUGAGAGCUCUGCCCUGCAGGAUUUGCUGCUCCCACGUUUGUACAAGGCACCACAAGGUGGCAGCAGCCUGCUGUGAGCUCUCUCUGGGGGCAUGUCUUUUCUCUGGGCCAUUUUCUUCUUCAGUAACACCAGCAUUUAUUAGUCAAAAUUGACGGUGCAAACCAAACCCUACUGAUCUAAAAAAGCUAGGUGGCCACAGGAGGUCAGUGAGUGCAAGUCUAGGAGAAGAAUUGACUCUGCCUGGCUUUUCUGAGCCUGAAUCAAAGCCUCUUCAUAGAGAAGAAAUACCUGAUGUGUCAGACACCUCAGAAUCAUUUAAGUUCUUGCCAAUAAAGAGAUCCCCUUACAGGAUACUUUUUAAAUUACCUGGAUGUCUAGCCUUUGGGGUUUGUUAGCCUGUCUGCAGAGAAGUUUGUGGAGGGA
Cynocephalus volans (Philippine flying lemur) is the source of this 3444-nucleotide messenger RNA. RefSeq names its product minichromosome maintenance complex component 3 (gene MCM3). The coding region runs from base 1 to 2427 and encodes 808 amino acids. Gene Ontology annotation, biological process: mitotic DNA replication initiation; DNA replication; double-strand break repair via break-induced replication. Gene Ontology annotation, cellular component: MCM complex; nucleus. Gene Ontology annotation, molecular function: ATP hydrolysis activity; single-stranded DNA binding; single-stranded DNA helicase activity. The transcript has 17 exons. The record is from RefSeq and is a predicted model, not a curated record. Lineage: Eukaryota; Metazoa; Chordata; Mammalia; Dermoptera; Cynocephalidae.